GCGACAGCAGCAGCAGCAGCAGCCUCAGCUCGGUUGGUGCUGGUGACACUUGUCGUCGCCUCUGACUCACAGCUAACGUUAGCUCGGGUCGGUACGUUACACACUCACUUGUACGGCGGAUAUUAUGGCGGCCGCGGAUCCCCGGUCCUCAAGUGACGGCGGGCCGGCCAGCAGAGGCGGAUUUCCAGCCGGGGAAAGCAGCAACGACCGCGACGGGCCGGGCGGCGGCGGCGGCGGUGGUGGCAGCGGCGGCGGCGGCAGCGGGGAGGGCGAACGGGAGCGGGACCGGGCCACCUUCGAGUGCAACAUUUGUUUGGACACUGCCAGGGACGCUGUCAUCAGUAUGUGCGGCCACUUGUUCUGCUGGCCCUGUCUGCAUCAAUGGUUGGAGACGCGGCCCAGCAUGCAGCAGUGUCCUGUGUGUAAAGCAGGCAUCAGCAGGGAGAAAGUCAUCCCACUGUAUGGCAGAGGGAGCUCCAGCCAAGAGGACCCCAGGUUGAAAACUCCACCUCGGCCUCAGGGACAGAGAACAGAGCCAGAGAGUCGAGGCGGGAUGUUUCAGGGUUUCGGGGACACUGGCUUCCACAUGUCUUUCGGCAUCGGGGCUUUCCCCUUCGGCUUCUUCACCACUGUCUUCAACGCCAACGACCCCUUUCACAGAGCAGACCAGUAUGCAGGUGAUCACCAAGGCAACACUAACCACAACAAUGGCAAUAACAACUGGCAAGACUCCCUCUUCCUAUUCGUGGCCAUUUUCUUCUUCUUCUGGCUGCUGAGUGUGUGAUGGAGACCGGUGGAUAGGCGGAUAGACGAGAGGAUCGAUGAGCGCAAAGAAAAAUGAAAGAAACUCUUACACACUUAAGCCACACUCACACCACCAUUUUAAAUUUCCUAGCAGGUACUAACUUGGGAGAGAGUGUGGCAUUGUGUUUGAUCCCAAAACAAGAAAUACAGGAUAUAAUACUAUGUUUGUUUGGUUUUCUCCUCCUGGCAAAGGCAGACUCACUUUAGGAUUCUCAACCACAUGCUACGUUGAUUUUGUUUAUACAAAAAACACUGGAAAGUAGUGGUGCGUGAAUCCCAAAAAAGGCAUGUUGGAACUCCCUCUCUACAUGGACCUGUAGAUAUAUGCACACAGAAAAAUAACUGUUGGGGUUCAGAGACAGUAUUAGGUAUCAGGGUAUCAGGGUGAGCUAUGUAAAGGAUUUUCAUAUUUUUUGGGGGUGCAGAAAAGAGGUGGGUGUAGGAUAGUUUGGCUGACUUAUUCUGUUUCAGUUUUUCACAUUCCUCUUAAAGGUUUAUUCCUUCAAUAGUUAGAGGGAGGUUGUGGACAGUUCAAGUGGGGUUAAAACAGGGAAGAGAGGGAGCACUAUGACAUAAUGUAGUGGUUGCUAUAAUAGCAACUUUUUCUUACUCUAAAGGGCCAAAGAGUAGCAGACCAGUCAUGUACGAUGCCGGGGGAUGAAAAUUGUAAUUGAAUUAUGUUCCUGUUAACAGUUCCCUUAUGAAUUAAAAAAAGUACUUCUUGAAUUUGUGACUUACUCUUAAAAACAGAUGGAAAUAGCACAGAUGGACGCAUUUUUUUUUUUUUUAUAUAUAUAUAUAUACAUUUGUCUUAACAAAAACCUGCCAUUGCACUGUGAAGUUAUUUGUAUACGGAGCUGUCCUAAAGAUUGAAGCGUGUGCUGGUGUUUAACCACUUGCUGUGUCUUUCCUCACAAAGCUGUACAAAGAUGGAUAAGUGUACUGUUAAAGGGCCAGUUUGGGAAAUAUUUGCAUCAACAUGAGAGAGCAAUCUGACAAGCACAGUUUGUCAAUUAAAAUUCCCGACUAAUUAGUAGCUCAAUGAGAUGCUACACAAUACUUGUGUAGCAUCAUUAGGGCUGAGUCGAUGCGGUGUCCUAGGGGAGGAGAAUCCUUUCAAUUAGUCGUGGAGGUGGAAGGGUCAGCACGCUAAGAAUUUACUGGAAUGACCAGCAACUGUUCAAUGAACUUUCUGUCACAGUUGAUUAGUUUUUUUUUUUUCUGACUGUAUGUGUCUGAGUGAGUGUGUAAACAUUAUAUAUUUGUAUAUAUGAAUAUUGUAAAUGCUGUUUCUACGUGUUCUGAUUGGAUGGCCAGCCACAGAGGGCGAUAGGGGACGAGAUGAGCGAGUAGGCCUAAAGAUGCUUUUGUAAAGCGAAAAACGAUCUGGUUCCUGGUUUGUCAUUAUUACCUUUUACUCAAGAAAAGGCUUACAGCCCAAAUGAAUAACUCUUCUGCUAACCUCUAGAUAAUUGUCUUUCUUUCCUUUAUCAUUCAGCUCCUUUGCUCUCUUGUAACUGCAUUUUAAACGUCUCCCUUUUAAUGUACAAACUGUUUGAAGCAGUUGAGCAACGUAAAAGCAGAGAUGAGGACUGGGCUACUGGUAAACUCACUUCCUCCUAAACUCCACUCCCCCAGAUUUUUGUCAUUGAUGUGUAAUCUCACUAGGUUUCAGCUGAACUAGAUCUAAUGAAUCAGGUGUUUGGCACAUUCAGGGUCAGAGAUGAAACUGUAGGAUGGACAGGAUGGCUGCUCGGGCUCUUCAUUGCCUGCAUAUUUGUCUGUUCAAGCUACACUUUGUAUUAUAAGGCUUAUGUGACACUAAAAACAAGUGAUGGAGGUCAUGAUUUGACAAACUAAAACUGGAGACGUGCAAAACCAUAUGAUGUAGAAGAUUAAAACUUCAUUUAAACAUUGA
This is a messenger RNA of Perca fluviatilis (European perch), 2722 nucleotides long. RefSeq names its product ring finger protein 5 (gene rnf5). The transcript has 6 exons. Lineage: Eukaryota; Metazoa; Chordata; Actinopteri; Perciformes; Percidae. Gene Ontology annotation, molecular function: ubiquitin protein ligase activity; ubiquitin-like protein conjugating enzyme binding; metal ion binding. The record is from RefSeq and is a predicted model, not a curated record. The coding region runs from base 125 to 784 and encodes 219 amino acids. Gene Ontology annotation, biological process: ubiquitin-dependent protein catabolic process. Gene Ontology annotation, cellular component: endoplasmic reticulum.